Micropterus salmoides (largemouth bass) is the source of this 1290-nucleotide messenger RNA. Its product is annotated as leucine-rich repeat-containing protein 72. The record is from RefSeq and is a predicted model, not a curated record. The transcript has 7 exons. NCBI's taxonomy places the organism in Eukaryota, Metazoa, Chordata, Actinopteri, Centrarchiformes, Centrarchidae. Gene Ontology annotation, molecular function: protein binding. Bases 1 to 543 code for a protein of 180 amino acids.
AUGGAGGCGGCCACGGACAUAAAGGACUCUCUUCAGAGGUGUGGAAUAAGGAGAGACGUUGAUGUUUGCCAACUCAGCCUUGCCACAAAAAAACUCACCAGUGUCCCAGACUUAUCAAGAUUUCGCUUUCUGAGGGAGUUGAGGCUGAAUAACAACAAGAUCAGAGAGCUCAGCUGCCGUUCCCUCAACUGCUGCUUGACUGAACUUUACCUCCACAAUAACAACAUCAAGUCUAUUUCUGGGACUCUGAAUCAUCUGACUUGCCUCCGACUUAUUUUUCUGCACAACAACCAGAUCAGAGGGCUGGAGGACACGAUGCACGAGCUCAGGAGGAUACAGCAGCUCCAAACUGCUACUUUUUUCCUCAAUCCCAUCUCCCAUGAACCUGGGUAUCGCCACCAUGUGAUACACUGCUUGCCUUCUAUCCAGGUGUUAGAUGGAAAAGAGGUGAAGUCAAAGGAGAGGAGGUGGUCCUUCCAAAUGCACAACCAGGAGCGUCAUCGUGUCCUCCAGACUGUGGCCUUCUGCAGACGGGCAACGUAGUCCACAAGCAGUGAGGAUGUUAUGCAAAUAGUCCCGUCAAAACACAUUAUAACACAUUUUAUUGUCCAGCUUACUCUGGGGUAAACCACAUAAAGAGAUAAAAUUUCUUAGUAUAGGUAAUAGUUUGGUAACAUUUGUAAAUAUUCAAUGGAUAAUUCUUUACAGACACAAUGACCAGAUGGGAAUGUCUGUUUUUCAAUACUCCAGUGGAUAAAAGGGGAACUCCACCAAUAUUACACCUCAGUCUGUUUACAGAUUGUACAAGUUGUGCAAAGCAUUUUGUUACUCCAGACGGAGCUGCAUGAAAUCUGACAAACAUCGGUUGGGGCUGAAGACGAUAAGUUUGAAAAUGGAAACAAUCUGGUGAUGUGGAGUUAGAAAGAAGUGAGCUUACCAGACCUCUGUGGCCAGCUCUUCACCUAACACACCUGAAUCUACGAUAGUUUUCUGAUUUAUGAAUGUUAAAGGGAACUGGAGAAUACUGAAUGGAUGUCAGGUGAUGUAUGUUUGAAAUAGGUGAAUUAGUUAAUUGAAGAUGGAGAAGUACACAGAAAACAAGACAGAAGGUUGUGAAUGUUUAGAGGAAAUGCUGUGAUGUAGCUCGGUAAGAGAUGUCAGAAUUUACCAAACUAGAUGCCAACUGGCUGACACGAUGUGUUUAAGAAUACACUUGUUUCAUAUGUCAUUAUGUGUCUCAUAUGGGCCACAUCACAGCUUGUGUUGGAAAGAAAAUGAAAUUAAGCAGGU